Microthlaspi erraticum is the source of this 1446-nucleotide messenger RNA. The record is from the annotation of a GenBank genome assembly. Lineage: Eukaryota; Viridiplantae; Streptophyta; Magnoliopsida; Brassicales; Brassicaceae.
AUGACGAUCAAAAUUCUCAACAAUCAAUCCAGAUCACGCUGUAAAACCAUUCUAUCUGCGAAGCUGCAUAGCUCAAGCGAACAAGUGAGAGACGCUGCAGAUAUCGCAAAGAACAUAUCCAAAGUAAUGAUGUCUUCUCCUCAAAUUGUGCUUGACUCGGCAUUAGAUCAAAGCGGUUUAAGAGUCACACAAGAAGUAGCAGAAGAAGUGCUAAACAGAUUCAGGAACGCCGGUUUAUUAGCAUACAGAUUCUUCCAAUGGUCAGAGAAGCAGCGUCACUACGAGCACAGCGUCCGUGCCUACCACGUGAUGAUCGAGUCCACAGCGAAGAUAAAGCAGUACAAGCUCAUGUGGGAUCUUAUCAACUCAAUGAGGAAGAAGAAGUUGCUAAAUGUCGAGACUUUCUGCAUCGUGAUGAGGAAGUACGCGAGGGCGCAGAGAGUGGAAGAAGCGGUUUACGCGUUUAACGUGAUGGAGAAGUAUGAUUUGCCUCCGAAUCUUGUGGCUUUCAAUGGAUUGUUGAGUGCUCUGUGUAAGUCCAAGAACGUGAGGAAAGCUGAGGAGAUAUUCGAGAAGAUGAGAGACCGGUUUGUGCCUGACUCGAAAACGUAUAGCAUUCUGCUUGAAGGAUGGGGUAAAGAGCCAAACUUGCCAAAGGCGAGAGAGGUUUUCAGGGAGAUGAUUGAUGCUGGUUGUGAUCCGGAUAUAGUGACUUACAGUAUAAUGGUUGAUGUGCUUUGUAAAGCUGGAAGAGUUGAUGAAGCUCUUGGCAUUGUGAGGAGCAUGGAUACGAGAGUUUGCAAGCCGAGUACUUUCAUCUAUAGUGUGCUUGUGCAUACUUAUGGAAGUGAGAACCGGCUUGAGGAGGCGGUUGAUACGUUUCUUGAGAUGGAGAGAAGUGGAGUGAGAGGUGAUGUGGCGGUUUUCAAUUCGUUGAUUGGAGCGUUUUGCAAAGCGAAUCGGAUGAAGAAUGUGUAUAGGGUUUUGAGAGAGAUGAAGAGUAAGGAGGUGACGCCUAAUUCAAAGUCAUGUAACAUUAUUUUACGGCAUUUGAUUGAUUGUGGUGAGAGAGAUGAAGCGUUUGAUGUGUUUAGGAAGAUGAUGAGAGUGUGUGAGCCAGAUGCAGACACGUACACGAUGAUGAUAAAGAUGUUUUGUGAGAAGAGAGAGAUGGAGAGUGCUGAUAGAGUGUGGAGGUACAUGAGGAAGAAAGGUGUUUUUCCGAGUAUGCAUACGUUUGCUGUUCUUAUUCAUGGGUUGUGCGAGGAAGGUAACACUCAGAGAGCUUGUGUAUUGUUGGAGGAGAUGAUUGAGAUGGGGAUUCGACCUUCAGGUGUGACGUUUGGGAGAUUGAGACAGCUGCUUCUCAAAGAAGGUAGAGAUGAUGUGCUCAAGUUUCUUAAUGAGAAGAUGAAUCUUUUGGUUAAUGAGCCUUUGUGUGAUUGA